Molecule: messenger RNA, 1444 nt
Organism: Nematolebias whitei (Rio pearlfish)
Lineage: Eukaryota; Metazoa; Chordata; Actinopteri; Cyprinodontiformes; Rivulidae
Product: protein DDI1 homolog 2
Exons: 10
Coding region: 80-1339 (419 amino acids)
Biological process (GO): proteolysis
Molecular function (GO): aspartic-type endopeptidase activity; protein binding
Source: RefSeq, a predicted model, not a curated record
UCGCCGUGUUUUCGUCUGUGACACAACAAACUCCACCAACCGCAUUCUGUUGCAGAUCCUGCCCAGAAAAUAAUAAACUAUGCUGGUCACCGUUUUCUGUGCGCCGAGGGAUCGCCCAGAAACUACAUUUGCCCUCGACGUGUCCCCGGAACUGGAGCUGAGGGACUUUGUAGCACUUUGUGAACUAGAAUCAGGAAUCCCCGCUGGAGAAAUUCAGAUUACAUACGUAGAACAGCCCCUUAAAGACCCCACCCGUGCCUUGGGGACUUACGGUGUUAAGGAUGGUGAUGUGGUUGUACUUCGACAAGCUGACAGAAGGCCUCCACCAACCCAGCCGGCUUUUCCCGGCUUACCCCGUAUUGACUUUCGUUCCAUCACUGUCCCGGGCACCUCCUCCUCCUCUUCAUCUUCAUCCUCCUCAACUAAUCAACGUGCUCCUACAAGGCCGCAGCAGCAGGCUCCUCAACUGCAGCAGCAGCAGCGCGCCGCACAGCCUUCCACACCAAUGACCUUUCGUGGCCCCGCCCCUCAGGGCCUGGACAACCCUGCCUUACUUCAGCAGAUGCUACUAUCCAAUCCACAUGAGCUCUCGCUCCUAAAGGAGAGGAACCCUCCGCUAGCUGAGGCCCUUUUGAGCGGAGAUUUAGAGCGUUUCACCAAAGUGCUGCAGGAGCAACAGCAGGAUCGAGCCAAAAGGGAACAAGAGAGAAUCAAACUUCUGACUGCGGAUCCUUUUGAUUUGGAAGCUCAGGCGAAGAUUGAGGAGGAAAUCAGGCAGCACAACGUGGAAGAGAACAUGACAAUUGCAAUGGAGGAAGCCCCAGAAAGCUUUGGGCAGGUGGUCAUGCUGUACAUUAACUGCAGAGUCAACGGCCACCCUGUGAAAGCUUUUGUUGACUCAGGAGCCCAGAUGACCAUCAUGAGCCAAGCGUGUGCAGAGCGCUGUAACAUUAUGCGACUGGUGGAUCGGCGAUGGGCCGGGAUCGCCAAAGGAGUGGGCACUCAGAAGAUCAUUGGCAGGGUUCAUUUGGCUCAGGUCCAGAUAGAGGGAGACUUUCUUCCAUGUUCUUUCUCAAUUUUGGAGGACCAGCCAAUGGACAUGCUGCUAGGCUUGGACAUGCUGAAGAGACACCAGUGCUCGAUCGACCUGAAGAAGAACCUGCUUGUAAUCGGAACAACAGGCACUGAAACGCGCUUCCUGUCUGAGGCGGAGUUGCCGGACUGCGCUCGACUGGCGUACGGCGCAGAAGGGCACGAAAACGCUCGUCCAGAUGAGAUUGCGGACAGAGAACUGGCAGAGGCGCUUCAGAGAUCCGUUCAGGAAAGCGGACAGCAUUGAUGCAUUUGGAGACAGCUGAAGAGGGCCCAACCAACCAGACACUGCAGAAGGACAAACUACCUCGCCGCAGCCCCCACCUUUUACAUUACCCAAACAUUUAGACCA